CCUCCUCAGUCGGGCUCGGGCGUGCCUCUGGCGAACACCCACACUUCCCCACGGAGCACGCCUGCUGCUGAACGGACCGGCGACGGCUUCUUGCGGACUUCUUGUUCUUGUCAGCUAAUCCUGUGGAUAUUUUUGCUUUUGUGGUCCCGGUUCGGGCUCGAGUCCACUAACAUGCACAAUCCGGUGCAGAUCAAUAAGGAAGAACAGCAAAACAACGUUUUCGUUUCGGAUCCCGCCAGAGAGGAUCCCGCCACAAGCGACGCUUCUCUUCAAGGUUUUUCGAAGGCCUGUAGUGUUACGAUUGAGUCGACCCCGCCAAUGCAACAAAGUUCACCACCACCGCCAGUGACCAAGCCACAGAACUGUUGCGCUCGAUGUCGUGGACACGGAAGAAUAGCCUUUAAAACUGGACACGGGACCUGCCCAUAUGAACUGUGUCGCUGUGUCUUUUGUUGCAAGUGGAUGGAACGGGGUAUGAAAAGAAAGAUGAGAAAUAAAUUGAGAAGGAACUCUUUGGAAUUUUCCCCCUGGCCUCAGGCGUCCGCGACCGGAACAAACUUCAGCGUCGGUCAAGACCCUCGAGGCGUGCCAGGAGCAGCCCCUGGACCGAGCCCCACCACUGUGGCCGGAUGGGAGCAGGAGCACGGCUGGCAUGGCGCGCCGCAGCCUGGCCUGCCCCCCACCUCGCCGUCACCGACGCACGACGACUGGGGGCCCGACGAGGCAAAUAUCUUGCCGAGUGAGUUGGUGCAAAUAAAGCUAGAAGAGGACGAAACUUUGGCCACACCUGACCGAGAUGUGAAAAAUCACAUAAGUUCGGCCUCUAAAGCCACCCCGCCCAGCACGUCGCGCCCGGCUGCUUUCGCUCCGACAGACGCCCCCGCAGGUGCCCUCGCAGGCGCCCCCGCAGGCGCCCCCGCAGGCGCCCCCGCAGGCGCCCCCACAGGCGCCCCUGCCCCCACUGCACCUGUCGCCAUCCCCGCACCUGCCACCACUUCCGCACCUGACGCACCUAUUGUGCCCGCCACGCCCGCCUCGCCCCGCUGCUGCACAACGAACAUGAGUUGCCCGGCGUACCCCAGCUGCCGGUCGCACUUCUCUUCGGAGGUGGAGUUGCAAGACCACGUGGACACGGUGCACCUGAAAUUGAUAUCACUGGCACGCCUGGAGGAUCUCUUUCGCAUGAUGAGGUUGGCUGUUUGUACCGACCUCUCGGCUGAGCAGAUGGAAGAAAAACUAAUCGGAUCGCCGCAUUCCCUGAGACGAUAUGAUUGUCUUUAGUAAACUUGAAGAACCAGGUUGUACAACGCACACAAAAGGUCACACAUUUUGGGCGCAUUUAAUGUGCAUUACGCGCAUUCCACGCGCAUUUAAAGCGGUGAAGCGCACCCACAAAAUGUGUUCUCAAUUCAAGAACAUCCCCAAAAUUUUAAGGCAAAUGUUCUUAUUUUAACCCCUAUUUACACUUAAAACCAUGGUUUUCAGUGCAACUGUGAAAAAUAUCCUCGUAAAUUUACGACAUUUGUUGUAAUUUGAUUCACAAAAUUUGGUCGUAAACUUACGACAGCCCAUUCUUGCUUCCCGGUCGGUUCCAAGUCGAUAGGGAGUUCUUGAAAAUUAACCAUUCAUUUCAAAUUGUAAUUUUACGACUUUUGUCAUGGAAAAUUUUCCCGUAACCCUUACGAGUAUCUUUUACAGUGACAAGUAAAGGUAUUGGAGGAAUCCCAUUUGUCCUAAAAUUUUGGGGGUGUUCUUGAGUCGAGAACAUAUUUCUUUGGGUGGGCAUUAAAAGUAGUGCAUCCAAUACGGCAAUGACUUGACUUGACUAUGUAAACAGGAGGCCUCUGCUGGCCCGUGACCUUUCAUGCGCAUAGCGCAUAUAUUAGAUGCAUUCCACGCAUUUAAAGCGGUUAAUGCAUUCUAACACGUCCAGUGCGGCACGAGUACAUCACACCGCACUGAACGGGUUAAUGUACAUCGAGCGCGUUUCAUGCGCAUAGAAUGCGGUAAAAAAAGCGCACGAAAUGUGUUACCUGUGCGCAUUUUAAUGCACGUUGCCGAAUAUCUCCUAUGGUUCUCUUCGAAGAGAAUAUUGGUAAUUGUCUUUAUAUCCCUCCUUAUGAUAGGCUUAAUAACUCUGUCUGAUUCCGAAAAACUAACAAGUCUAUUGUACCGUUUCACGUAUUUUUGUGCUGCGUCACUUCGCUGAAUUUUGCUAGAGGGAGAUUGAUUAGAAUAUGAUAUGUAGACCAUACUUUUGUGGCUUUGUAGCUGACUGAUCUCGAGGACUGUGGCCUUGAAUUUGCCGUGACUAUAAAAGGCAGCCGCUGUUAUCAGAAAAAGGUUACAACUUGUAUUACUCUACCAAUUUAAAGUGAUGAAUGCGCUGAUUUAAAUCAAUUUAAUAAAAACAAUAAUUUUUAGCGUUAAUUACCUGAGUCCUAAGUUAAGUACGGGAACUGAAGUAAAAUGGUUUCAAGUCGUCAGGAAGAGUUUUCACUCGUUUGUACACAGUAUUACAAAAUCCAUGCAUUACGGCGGUAUAACGCUGGCAUUUUUAUCGUGUUGAACCCUAAAUUCAACAAUGUAUUCGCUUCUCAUUGCAUAGGAUAUGUAAUGAAAAGUAUGCGGUCUUGCGGAGAAACAUUAUUUAAUAAAUGAUAUACAUACACCCCUA
Frankliniella occidentalis (western flower thrips) is the source of this 2677-nucleotide messenger RNA. Its product is annotated as translation initiation factor IF-2-like. Gene Ontology annotation, molecular function: sequence-specific DNA binding. NCBI's taxonomy places the organism in Eukaryota, Metazoa, Arthropoda, Insecta, Thysanoptera, Thripidae. The transcript has 3 exons. The record is from RefSeq and is a predicted model, not a curated record. Bases 172 to 1281 code for a protein of 369 amino acids. Gene Ontology annotation, biological process: regulation of DNA-templated transcription.